This is a messenger RNA of Pipistrellus kuhlii (Kuhl's pipistrelle), 1329 nucleotides long. RefSeq names its product phosphopantothenoylcysteine decarboxylase (gene PPCDC). Gene Ontology annotation, biological process: coenzyme A biosynthetic process. Gene Ontology annotation, molecular function: FMN binding; phosphopantothenoylcysteine decarboxylase activity. The transcript is spliced from 6 exons. The record is from RefSeq and is a predicted model, not a curated record. The coding region runs from base 148 to 813 and encodes 221 amino acids. Lineage: Eukaryota; Metazoa; Chordata; Mammalia; Chiroptera; Vespertilionidae. Gene Ontology annotation, cellular component: phosphopantothenoylcysteine decarboxylase complex.
CUUACGUGAAGUUGUGUGCCAAUUAGAAUCAGCUCUAAACCUACGGAGAUAGUGCGAUAUUUGGGGUUUACCCUAGACGCCCCUGGCGAGGGUGAGGAGUCAAAAGGAACUGGGAAACGGGACCGGAUCCCAAAUCCUGACAGCUUUAUGGAGCCCAGUUCUGGCAGGCUUCCAGGACUUGAAGCCACCAGAUCCCACAUGGAACCACGGGCCUCAUGUCCAGCUGCUGAACCCUUGAUAGCAAGACAGUUCCAUGUUCUUGUGGGUGUUACUGGGAGUGUUGCAGCCUUGAAGUUACCUCUUCUGGUGUCAAAGCUUUUGGACAUUUCUGGCCUGGAAGUAGCAGUGGUCACAACUGAAAGAGCCAAACAUUUCUACAGCCCCCAGGACAUUCCUGUCACCCUCUACAGCGAUGCGGAUGAAUGGGAGAUGUGGAAGUGCCGGUCUGACCCAGUUCUCCACAUUGACCUUCGGAGGUGGGCAGACCUUAUGCUGGUGGCUCCUCUUGAUGCCAACACUCUGGGGAAGGUGGCCAGUGGCAUCUGUGACAACUUGCUUACCUGUGUCAUCCGGGCCUGGGACCGCAGAAAGCCCCUGCUCUUCUGCCCAGCAAUGAACACUGCCAUGUGGGAGCAUCCCCUUACCUCGCAGCAGGUGGGCCAGCUCCAGGCCUUUGGCUAUAUCGAGAUCCCCUGUGUGGCCAAGAAGCUGGUGUGUGGAGACCAAGGUCUGGGGGCCAUGGCUGAGGUGGACACCAUUGUGGACAAAGUGAAGGAAGUUCUCUCCCAGCACGCUGGCUUUCAGCAGAGUUGAACCCAGGAUAUCUCAUGUGUGUCCUUCUGCACCCAGUGCGUUUUCAGGCCGUGUCAGUGAAGGUGGACACUGGCAAAGUAUGGUGAGAAUUCACCUUUGCGGAGUAAGGGUCUAGCCUGGGCCUGCUCCACAGUCUCCGAAGGCCCGACCUGCCCCAAGGUAAAUUGGACCAAAGGCCCAGUUCUCAACUUCUUUCAGCCAGGAGACUCCCUGCUAUCUGGAGUUCCUCCCCCUCCUUUUCCUGGAAUGGUUCCAGCAAGCCAGAGGGGCAAGUUGCUGUAUGUCCCUGUGCCUCUGGGAGGAGACUGAGGAGUGACUGGCCAACCUGAUUCUACACUGUGCCCAGGAACCACUUUUAGAAAUGGUCUCAGCUGGAGAUUCCCGGGGUGGUGAGCCCCUGGCCUCGCCUUUGGAACGUCAGCUGCCCUGCAGAGUCAGGAAAGCCUGUAAGUUUGAAAGACCCUGGCCGUGCUGUAAGAUUGGGGAUACUGGGAAAUAAAGUGACCUUUUGAGAGA